AUGCAAUUGGAUGAGAUAAUUUCCAAAACUUCUCAUGACUUGAGUAACAUGGCGUCUGUUUACAUCGUUGAUGUCGAUAAAGUUCCCAUUUACACCAGAUAUUUUGACAUAAGCUACAUCCCUUCCACUGUCUUUUUUUUCAAUGGGCAGCACAUGAAAGUGGACUAUGGGUCACCCGACCACACCAAGUUUGUGGGAAGCUUUAAAACCAAGCAGGAUUUUAUGGACUUGGUUGAAGUAAUUUACCGUGGCGCCAUGAGAGGAAAGAUGAUUGUACAGAGCCCUAUCGACCCCCGAAAUAUACCAAAAUAUGAUCUUCUGUACCAUGGCAUUUAG
Messenger RNA from Knipowitschia caucasica, 336 nucleotides. The record is from the annotation of a GenBank genome assembly. Lineage: Eukaryota; Metazoa; Chordata; Actinopteri; Gobiiformes; Gobiidae.